Molecule: messenger RNA, 936 nt
Organism: Coccidioides posadasii C735 delta SOWgp
Lineage: Eukaryota; Fungi; Ascomycota; Eurotiomycetes; Onygenales; Onygenaceae
Source: RefSeq, a predicted model, not a curated record
AUGAAAGCGCCUUUAGAACUCCCGAUCGUCUCUCUUCUCGCUCUUUUCCCCGUAUUGCCAUUGGCACAGCUAGAUUGUACCAAAAUCGUCGUCGAUGGUAAAACGUGGGACGUGAGUAAACUAGGUGGACCGCAUUCGGUUUACAACGUUGUCGAUCAUCCUCCCUCUGUUAUCAACACCACAUACACCUUAGACCUAUGCAAGCCUCUGCCCAAGAGUAGCCAAUGCCCGAGCGGAACAUAUGUGUGCGGUAUCGAGCGAACAAAGCCCAAAGAAGGCGAUGAGAUCAUAUCGGGGACCAUCCCCAUAGCAGGGAACUACGCCCACAGUUCUGGCCGAUCACUCGAUCCCAAAAUAACCCGUUUGAAGACCAGCGACUCCCAACAAGAAGGUCUUCGGAUCGAACUGCAUGGCGGUAAAUACCUAAAGCGCGAUCAACAAGCCGUGAUAGAAUUGAUCUGCGAUAAAGAGCGCAGCGGUCUAGAUGACGAGGAUAAGCAACAAAGACGCAAGCUAGUAGAUGAAAAGCCCGACGGUACAGGCCAGGAGGUUUCCGAAGGCGACGACAAGGGCAACCUUGAAAAACAGAAAAGCCUUCAGUUUAAGAGUUAUGGAGAAGUUGACAAGAUCGAUGUAUUGAGAUUAAAUUGGCGAACAAAAUAUGCCUGUGAAGGCUUUCCAGAAGGAGAAGAUGGCGAGAAGUCAAACCAUUGGGGAUUUUUCACCUGGCUUAUCAUCCUUCUUUUCCUCUGCGUUGCUGCAUAUCUCAUUUUUGGCUCUUGGCUCAAUUACAAUCGCUACGGCGCGCGAGGCUGGGACCUGCUGCCCCAUGGUGACACCAUCCGCGAUAUCCCUUACCUUAUGAAGGAUUGGGGUAGAAGGGUAAUAAAUACCCUCCAAGGUCCCGGAUCAAGAGGUGGCUAUAGUGCAGUUUGA